This is a messenger RNA of Durio zibethinus, 1698 nucleotides long. The record is from RefSeq and is a predicted model, not a curated record. NCBI's taxonomy places the organism in Eukaryota, Viridiplantae, Streptophyta, Magnoliopsida, Malvales, Malvaceae.
UUUCCCAUCGACAUUGAAACUUCCCGAGCAAGAUACUCUUUCCUUGCUUGGUAGCAUCACCGUUUUUUGCAGCUCGCUUGCUCAUGGCCACAAAUCAAGAACCAGAACCGUCAUGGCAAGAACUACUUGGCAGCAAAAACUGGGACUCUCUUCUUGAUCCUCUUCACCUCUCACUUCGCAAGCUCAUCCUCCGCUGUGGUGACUUCUGCCAGGCCACAUAUGACGCCUUCAACAACGACCCAAACUCCAAGUUCUGUGGCACCAGCCGCUAUGGCAAGUCUUAUUUCUUUGACAAAGUCAUGCUGGAGUCUGCCUUCGAUUACAGAGUAGAAUCGUUUCUCUAUGCCACUGCUCGCGUCAGUCUCCCUGAAGCCUUCUUGCUCCACUCCAAGUCACGGGAGACCUGGGACCGCGAAUCAAACUGGAUUGGCUACAUAGCCACGACGUCCGAUGAAAUAACAAAAGCUCUGGGUCGUCGCGAGAUCUAUGUAGUGUGGCGAGGAACUACGAGAGACUACGAGUGGGUUGAUGUUCUUGGCGCAAAGCUUGAGUCUGCAAAACCUCUUUUGCGAGUCAACGAAAAUACUAACAAGGAAAACGAUGGCAGUAGCGGCAGUGACAGUGAUGAUGAAAAUGAGAAGAAGCCUAAAGUGAUGCUCGGUUGGCUGACGAUGUACAUUUCUGAGGAUCCCAAAUCACCUUUUACAAAAGUAAGUGCAAGGACACAGCUUUUGGGUAAGAUUAAAGAGUUGAAAGAGAGAUAUAAAGAUGAAAAUCUAAGUAUAGUGUUUACUGGGCAUAGUUUGGGGGCUAGCUUAUCGGUUAUAAGUGCUUUCGAUGUGGUUGAGAAUGGUUUCGAUAAUAUUCCAGUGGCAGCUUUUGUUUUUGGGUGCCCACAAGUGGGAAAUAAGGCUUUUGAUGAGAGGAUGAAAAGGUAUCCAAAUCUUACUGUUUUGCAUAUAAAGAACACGAUUGAUCUCAUUCCCCACUAUCCUAGCCGGUUGUUGGGUUAUGUAUAUUCGGGAACAAAACUGGUAAUUGAUACGAGGAAAUCGCCAAGUUUGAAGGAUUCAAAGAAUCCAAGUGAUUGGCAUAAUUUACAGGCUAUGUUGCACAUAGUAGCAGGGUGGAAUGGAAAGGAAGGAGAGUUCGUGCUGAAAGUGAAGAGAAGUUUGGCUUUAGUGAAUAAGUCUUGUGCGUUUCUGAAAGAUGAGUGCCUGGUGCCAGAGUCAUGGUGGGUGGAGAAGAACAAAGGGCUUGUCAGAAACGAAGAUGGAGAGUGGGUGAUGGCUCCACCAACGGAUGAGGAUUGGCCUACCCCUGAAAUCUGACUAUUUGCUUUUUCAAAAGCACUUGUCGUUUCUCCAUGGAUCACUAAAUCUAGCUGCUAAUAGGGUAAUUUGCCCUCUUUUCCACCUUCUAUUUUGUUUGAUUGUUGUUUUAAAAGUCAUGAUCCUCAAGGAGAUCAUCCCCUGGACAGUGAUUGCAGCAAAAAUAUGUGAAGAAGUGCUAUUUUCAGUGUAAAAUGUAUGUGGUGCUAAAAUAAGUAAUCCCUCGUGUAUGCAUAAUUAGGUAGUUUAUAUUGAUCUUUAGCGUAGCUGCUACAUUUACGCAUGCUUUUAAAUGGAGGCUGUUGCUGGAUAGGAAGUACGUAGAGAUUAGAGAGUAAUGUUUAUACUUUAUAGGCCAAAUAUUGCU